ACUCAAACAGUUGGCGCUCCGUUGGUUCGAGCCACCUACUGGCGAAAAUCGUCCUAUUUGAACAAGUUUCAAGUUGCUUAAGACCAUAAGAUACGAAUAGCCGCAACCCCAAGAGUCCUGAGGAGUCUAAGUCUAUAAAAACCGCCUCAAUGUUUCACAUUACACAACUGAUUCUCAGAGACACACACUGCAAGGAGAUGCCUUAGAAAUUAUUUACCCGGCCGGCCAAGAUCUUGAGUUUAAAUCGGAACUUUUUACCUCUGAAGCGAAUUAAUAAUAUGAAGCACACGGGAGCGUAACCUAUGGAAUAUUAGCAAGUUUGUGACAUCGCUUUCCUUAGAUUUCUCUCCCACGGGACAGGAAACGGUUUCCUGCUGACGAAAGAGAUUUCAUCAUUGCCACUUAAGUACAAAUCUACCAGUUAUUUGUGAAUCUGUGCCUGAUUCCAAUCAUUAAAUGGCUGCAGCAAAUGUUGUGAUGUUCCUUGCUCUAUUAUUAACCUGGCAGAUUGUGAUCACCAAUGGGCAAGGAGAAUCUUCCAAAAAUAAUUCCAGUAGGAACUUUAUUACAGAAAAAUUAAUGACAAAUGGAAUUUCUACUCCAAGCCCACCAAGACCAAAAGCUGUGCUGCUCUUUACAGAUGGAUAUCAGAAAACAGCUAUCCCCUCAAAUAAAGAAACUGGGUCUUCAUCUCCUCCUUUGUGUAUUAAACAAACGGAAAUACGACAUGCUUUCAAAUACAUCAAUUCUGUGGUCUCCUGUAUGAUCUUUGUGGUGGGAAUCAUUGGAAAUUCUACAUUGCUCCGAAUUAUCUACAAGAAUAAAUGUAUGAGAAAUGGACCGAAUGUCUUAAUCGCCAGUCUUGCCUUGGGAGAUUUACUCUACAUCUUGAUAGACAUUCCCAUUACGGUAUACAAGCUUCUGGCUGUAGACUGGCCUUUCGGUGUUGAAGUAUGUAAGCUUGUGCCAUUUAUCCAGAAGGCAUCUGUUGGUAUCACAGUCCUCAGUCUGUGCGCACUGAGCAUUGACAGGUACCGAGCUGUAGCAUCUUGGAGCCGAAUUCAGGGAAUUGGCAUUCCCCUGAGGAAAGCAGUGGAAGUAAUAGCUAUUUGGGUCAUUUCAAUUGUUUUAGCAAUUCCAGAAGCUGUAGGAUUUAACAUGUUCUCAAUAGACUAUCGGGGAGAGAAACUGAAAGUAUGUCUACUCCAUCUAACAAAGCCAUCAGUAUUCAUGGAGUUCUACAAGAAUGUGAAAGAUUGGUGGCUAUUUGGCUUUUACUUCUGUCUGCCUCUGGCUUGCACUGGUAUAUUCUACACUCUCAUGACUUGUGAGAUGCUGAGCAGGAGGAAUGGGAUGCAAAUUGCUCUCAAUGAUCAUAUCAAACAGAGACGUGAAGUGGCUAAAACAGUCUUCUGUCUAGUGGUUGUCUUUGCUAUGUGUUGGCUCCCACUGCAUUUAAGCAGAAUUCUUAAGAAAACUAUCUAUGAUCAGCAAGACCCCCACAGAUGUGAACUCCUCAGUUUUCUUCUAGUUCUGGAUUACAUUGGGAUUAACAUGGCUUCUCUCAACUCCUGCAUAAAUCCAGUGGCAUUGUAUUUUGUGAGUCAAAAAUUCAAGAACUGCUUCAAGUCUUGCUUGUGUUGCUGGUGUCAGCGGCCAGCUCUGAGCACACCAAUGGAUGAGAGAAUGGCUGUUGUCAAAUGGAAAGCCAACAGCCAUGCAAAUGGCCUGGAUCGGAGCAGCUCACGCUUCAGUAACAAGUACAGUUCAUCAUGAGCCUUUUUUUAAAGAAAAGGAGAAAACACUUCUUGGCUCUCACUGCCACAUAGGUCAGUUUCAUACGUGAACUUGCAUUUUGUUUUGGAAGAUCCAAAGGAGAUGUCUGUCUACACAUUGUGAGUCUCUGAAUAUUUGCAGGCAUGAAUAAAGCAAAUGCUUUGACUGUGCUCUCUAUAUUCCAAUAUCAAAUGUUCAUCUUUUAUUGAUCACCUACAUAAAUGUUUAAUUGCCAUAGAGAACAAAAAUAAAAUAUAAAUAGUUUAUCCUAACGGCCAAAAGCUCUUUAAAAAGUAAGAAACUGAAAAGCAGACUUUUUUUCAUAAAGAUUCUAACCAUUAGAAGUUUAAACAAUGCUAUAUUUCCAAGAAAUUGUAGUUGCAGUUACAGAUAUCUAUGUACCAAUCACUGGGAGAUUUACCUUACUCCUAGAUGGCAUGCCCACUUUGAAUCUGUAAAAUUAGAAAUGAAGACUUUGGCCCCAGAACUAGCCGUGUCCCUUGCUAAGCUUUCCAUACAGUUAAAACACUGGCAUCAACCUGAUAUUGUGGAAAAUUGCCAUGGUAUAGAGAAUCAUAGAAUCCCUACAGUAUGGAAUCAGGCCAUUUGGCCCAACAAGUCCACACCAACCUAACAAAAAAAAAAGCAGGACAAAUCAAACCAACCAAUUAUCCAUUAGGCUAUUUUCCAUCAUCAGCAAGUUGAUGACAACAUCUGUCAAGUGCCACUUGUACAGUUCACUGAUGCUCAGUUUGGCUUAUGUCAGGGCCAUUUGGCUCUUGGCAUGCAUUACAAUCUUGGUCCAAACAUGAACAAAUAAAUUGAACUGAAUAGCGAUGUGAAAGGUGACUGCCCUUAACAUCAAGAUGGACCUUGAAUAAGCAUGGUACAAAGCAGCCCCAAGAAAACUGAAGUCAACAGAAAUCAGGAAAAAUCUCUUCCACUGGUUAGUCAUACCUAGUUCAAACAAACACGGUCAUGAUUGAUGUAAUCUAAUCAUCUCAGUCCCUAGCUAUCAGUGCAAGAAAUUCUCAGGGUUGUAUCAGCAGCCCAACUGUCUUCAGCAACUUCCUUAAUUACAUUCCUUCCAUUAUAAGGUCAGAGUAGAGGUGUCCACUGGUUAUUGCUGAAUAUUCAGUAAAACUUAUAACUCCUUGGACACUGAAGCCAUCUGUGUGAUGAGCAGCAAGACCUGGACAACAUCCAUGCUUGAGCUAAUAAAUGGCAAACAUACACAUCACACAACUUCCAAGCAAUGACCAUCUCCAAUAAGAUAGAAUCUAGCCACAUUCCCUUGACAUUAUAUUAUGAUUACUGAACCCUCAAUUUCACGUCUUGGGUUACCAUUUACGAGAAACUGAAUAGGACCAGCUAUAUAAAUAGUAUAGUUACAUCAGCAGAUCAGAGACUGGUAAUGCUGAGAUAAGUAACUCACCUCCUAACUUUCAAAGCCUAUCCACCAUCUACAAUGCCAAAUCAGAAGUGUGAUAAAUACUCUCCACUUGCCUGGAUGACUGCAGCUCAACAGUAUCAGGACAAAUCAGUCAACCUGAUCAACAACUCAUCUGUCAAUUUAAAACAGGUAUUCUCACCACAACCAACCCAAAACGGCAACAGUGCAUAUACAGAUGCACCACAGCAAUUCCAUAAGCCCCUUUUAUUAGCACUUUUCAAAACUUCUAAAAUCUAGAAGUUUAAGACAGCAAACACAUGGGAAUACCAUCCAUUAGUUCUCCUCCUAGCCACACAAAAUAAAGAUUUUGAACUAUAUCAUUAUUCCCUCGUUGUUACUCAGUCAAAAUCUUGGAACUUGCUUCCAAACAGCAGCAUAGAUGUGUCUGUACCAGAUAUACUGCAGUAGUUUAAGCAGGAGAAACUGAGCAAGUCUGGCAGCAUCUGUAGCAAAAGAAAAAGUUAAUGCUUUGGGUCAUUAGAGUGAUUUAGACAGACUUAGGCCAACAACCCCAUUACAAACUCAUGUUAAAAACAGCUAGCUAUCAUUGACAAAUUCCUUGGUUGAAAUGAAACACUUCUAAAAGUUUGAUAAACUACAUUCUUAAAGACUGAAACUAAUUUUUUUUUCCAGUUAGCAGGAACAUAAACAGGAAAAGCAUACUUACACACUGCUACUUAAGAGAGGGGUUAACCCAAUCACAAGUGUAUUGUUGUACCUGGAACAACUUAGAGAGAGAAAGGCCAUUGCUCACAAUUAAAUUACAUUUUACCCAUAUCAACUUGAUUCAAUUCUAACCAGAGAAAGUAUCCAAACAUUUUUGAACUCAAGAAGAUAACUAUUUUUCAGUCUGCAUCCUUUUAUUUUAAGAUGUUUACAGUAUACCCUUUAUUGGCAGUACUAUAUGCCCUUAACUGACAGUGUUUACCUUGCCUAAGGGGGGGGUUCACAUCCACAAAAGUCCCCUUAGAUCUGUCAAAUUGCACUGCAUGCCUGUUGUAUAUCUAUAAGCAGCUGGACAUAACAGAAAAUAUAGAGAAAAAGACCUAACACAAGUUAAUCUAGUCUUGAGUUGGACUUGCUAUGUAUCUGGAAUUUCAAAAUCUGAUUUAAACCAAGAGAAGAUGAUCAACCUGGGAAAUUAAAUGCAUCCAGAAAAUCAGCUGCAAUCAACUGGGAUGAUA
Messenger RNA from Chiloscyllium plagiosum (whitespotted bambooshark), 4413 nucleotides. Its product is annotated as endothelin receptor type B-like. Gene Ontology annotation, molecular function: endothelin receptor activity. Gene Ontology annotation, cellular component: plasma membrane. The record is from RefSeq and is a predicted model, not a curated record. NCBI's taxonomy places the organism in Eukaryota, Metazoa, Chordata, Chondrichthyes, Orectolobiformes, Hemiscylliidae. Gene Ontology annotation, biological process: regulation of blood pressure; endothelin receptor signaling pathway; developmental pigmentation.